UUUUGGAGGGGAACCCCCUUGGAUCUGCAGGGAUGGAUCAGACACCCAGCAGCGCUGCCCAGGCACCCCAAGCUCAACACGAGCCCAUCAGCUUCGGGAUCGACCAGAUACUCAGCGGCUCCGAGCCCGACAGCUCCUCGCAGCCUUCUAGCACCAGGGGCUCGGACGGCAGUCCCGGCAGCUACCACGCAGGGAGCACCAGUGUGACCACGACCACCGCCUCCUUCAGCUCCUUGCCAGGCCCCUUCCCUGGCAUCGGGGCAACUUUCGAGGACUCGGGAUCCUAUAGUGUCAACCUGAGCCUGGCCCCCGCUGGGGUCAUUCGGGUGCCAGCGCACAGGCCCAUGCCCGGAGCCGUGCCCCCGCCGAUCACCAGCGCCAUGCCCACCGUGCCCGGCUUUGGCAGCCUCAACUUUCCCUGGAUGGAGAGCACUCGUCGCUUCGCUAAGGACCGAUUCACGGCAGCCCUCACACCUUUUACGGUGUCCCGGAGGAUCGGCCACCCCUACCAGAACCGGACCCCCCCUAAAAGGAAGAAGCCGCGCACGUCCUUUUCUCGCGUGCAGAUCUGCGAGCUGGAGAAGCGCUUCCACCGGCAGAAGUACCUGGCCUCGGCCGAGAGGGCGGCGCUCGCCAAGUCCCUGAAGAUGACGGACGCCCAAGUGAAGACGUGGUUCCAGAACAGGAGGACCAAGUGGAGGCGGCAGACGGCGGAGGAGCGCGAGGCCGAGAGGCAGCAGGCCAACAGGCUGAUGAUGCAGCUGCAGCACGACGCCUUCCAGAAGUCCCUGAGCGACUCCAUCCAGCCGGACCCCCUGUGCAUCCACAACUCGUCGCUCUUCGCGCUGCAGAACCUUCAGCCCUGGGCGGACGAGAACGCCAAGAUGCAGCCCGUCACGUCGCUGGUGUGAGGUGCCAGGCGUGCCCGUCGGACUGCCCACGUUGUAAAUGCAUGAACCUGACGUGACCCGGGACCGCUCCGGCCCUGGAUUCGCCUCCCCCGCACCCCUGCCAACGGCCCACCCCGAGGUCGGACUGCAGUUCCCCUUCACCUCUGCAUGCACACGCCGAGCCUUUCCGUUCAAAAUGGAGGCGCCUUGGACCGAAAAAGAAGAACAAAGGAGGAAGGACGGGCCGCCAGGUGCACCCCUCGUGGCCAGCGUGCCCACCGUGUGUUGAUCGCAGAUGGUUUGUAUGUGAUUUGAGAUGCCCAGCUUGUGUGGCAUGGCCUUUUGGUGCCAACAUGACACGGCCCGCACUCCCAGACCAGACCAUCACGUGCCACGAGACAUCAGGAGGCCAGACCGAGGACCGCCGUGAUGCCCCCCCCACCACCACCUCGUCUUCUUUCUACGUUUUGUAGACUCGGGUCGUUUUGAUUUGUCCUCAUUGACUGCUGUGAAAGCGAAGCCACCGGUGGUGCCCACCAUUCGACGCUGCCACUUUGGGCAAUGCCAGGCUGUGACAUCCACUCUCUGCUCGAGGUCAUCAGAAGUGGUCCUGCUUUUGGUCUUCGUUGUCCACUGUCCAUGUUUGAGGUGGCUGUGGAUUUCAUAAGGGUGUAAAUAAAAGUUUCCUUUUUUCUUUAA
This is a messenger RNA of Polypterus senegalus (gray bichir), 1589 nucleotides long. It is a transcript of the gene tlx3b, whose product is annotated as T cell leukemia homeobox 3b. The transcript is spliced from 3 exons. Lineage: Eukaryota; Metazoa; Chordata; Cladistia; Polypteriformes; Polypteridae. The coding region runs from base 33 to 911 and encodes 292 amino acids. Gene Ontology annotation, molecular function: DNA-binding transcription factor activity, RNA polymerase II-specific; RNA polymerase II cis-regulatory region sequence-specific DNA binding. The record is from RefSeq and is a predicted model, not a curated record. Gene Ontology annotation, cellular component: nucleus. Gene Ontology annotation, biological process: regulation of transcription by RNA polymerase II; animal organ development.